AUGCGCUCGUACGCAGCACAGCUCGUCGACUUCUACUGUGAGGUCGCCGGCGUCACCAAAGACAAGCUACGCAGCUACGUAACUUUCCGCCACCUUGUUAUCCGGAGAACCAGCUCACCGAUGCCGACCUGGAGACAGAAGGUGAAUUGCAUCAUGCUGCGUCGAGCAGUUUCGCAAACCGACCUUUCCUGCGACAUCGAAGUGUUUACGGAUGCAGAUUUCGCAUCUUGCCCGUACAGUGCCAAAAGCACGUCCGGCAUCAUCAUAAUGCUGCGCACUGGUGAAUCUUACUUCCCUGUCCACUGGUUGUCUAGGAAACAAUCAUCAACGGCCAGAAGCACCACGGAAGCAGAGAUGAUCGCGCUUGCCACACCGAUGUUCUCUGAGACCGAGAACCUACAGACCUUCCUCGAGGUUCUGCUUGACGCUGCAGUUUCGGUGUCCUACCAACAAGACAACGAAACGGUGCUCGCGGUCCUCAAGGCAGGCUAUAGCGCAAAACUUCGACACAUGAACCGGGUUCAUCGUGUUAAUGUCGCCUCCGUGUGCGAAAGGUUCGUUAGGCAACAGCGUAGAGACCACACGUUCACGGCAGUAGCUUUGUUCCGCGGUCAACAGACCGAGCUCGACAGCGACAAGUGGAACGAGCCGGACUCGUACAACCUGGCCCAGUGCCCCCAGUACAACCGCAACCUUCCUGGUCGCAUCCUCCACCUUCCAGCCUUGUUCAAGCCUUCCCGCAAGCACUGCACUGUCCCCUGGCGUCACGUGGAUGCUCUGGCGGCUCUUAUUUGUGGUUACCAAUAUUUUUUGAUCUUUAUGUGGUGUGUUGGGAAGUUCGUUGUCGAUGCGGUGAUGCGCAGCCCACGGCGCGACUCAGAGGAUCGGUCUGAGAGUCCCAGCCUUUCGCAGGGGGUCCAAGAAGGCGCAGUUCCUGCACCUGGCGAGACAACUUCUUGGAGCCAGCAAGUCCUGCCAUGUGAAGAUGCGUGGCAGAAGAAGAUCGGUUUACUGAGGUCUGCGGCAGUGGUCGCCAGCCCAGAGCAGGGUCAGCAAGUGGAGACCGAGCGGAUGUUAUCCUUGAUCGAUAUGCCAGUCACCGCUUAUAAAGGAAGCAAUCAAAAGCGGACCGAGGCACAUGACGUGUCAGACCGCCAGAAAGGGAAUCCGCUGGGGGAUUUCCAGCAGCGAGUCUACGAGGCGGGCUUGGUGUGUCUUGCGAGUGGCAUCGUCAUCAACUUCCUGGCUGUGCACUUCUGGUUCCGUCGGAAGUUCCUGGUCUCGAUGCCCUGGUACGAGUAUCACAAGCACGGCCUCGGCCUGCACGUGAUUUUCCUUCUGAUGUAUGCAAAUCCUCAAGCAUGCUUUCUUUUCACAUGCAGGCUGUUUGACGUCGACCUUUUCAAUAUUCAUUUCGGAACUCCGAGCAAAAUGAACGAGGUCUUGUCCCGAAUUGGCAGCUUAUCCUUGCUGAGCGACACGCCAUUGCUCCUGCUGAAGGCACUCGUCUAUUUUCUGGAUGCUACUGGAGUUCAGGCCCCGAAGGUCACCCGGGUUUCGAUGGGCGUGACGGUGAUCCACCUGGCACUGGCUCCGAGCUCUGUCGUGUUCAACCGUUGUGCGGCCGUUCCCAAAGUCAAAGGGCCAGAAACCCACGCCAUGGACCGCCAUGGAGAUCCAUCCUCAGGCAAUGGCCUCCCGGAUGCAGAACUGGGCUGUGAGGAGCCCCUGGAGGAAUUCUUUGAUGCCCUGCAAGAGGAUGUGGAGCGGGCGACGCUGGAGACGUGCCAAAGCAGUGGGUCUUCGUUCGUGACGCCGGUGCUGCGUCCGCGGCCUUCUCCAGGGGACGUGCGAGCUGUGAAAGCUGAGGAUGCUUUGUCGGAGUGGGAGUUGGAGGCCUUGGACGCGCCAGUGAAGGCGCAGCGGGCUCAUCCGGCUCUCAACUGGGGCCGAGUGGUGCAGCCGGUGAUCCUCUGCAAGGACUGCCUCAGAUUCCGCAAUUUGGGCUCCUGA
Symbiodinium sp. CCMP2592 is the source of this 2013-nucleotide messenger RNA. The record is from the annotation of a GenBank genome assembly. NCBI's taxonomy places the organism in Eukaryota, Dinophyceae, Suessiales, Symbiodiniaceae.